Striga asiatica is the source of this 711-nucleotide messenger RNA. Lineage: Eukaryota; Viridiplantae; Streptophyta; Magnoliopsida; Lamiales; Orobanchaceae. The record is from the annotation of a GenBank genome assembly.
AUGCACUGCAAAAUGACACUGAAACUGAAAACAAACCUUCUCCUCACGCUUGCUCUCCUUGACAUCCGCGCCACCGCGAUCCACGAAGAGGAGGAGAUCGUGCGUCUGCCGCACCAAAUCGGCGGGGGUUUUGCGCUUGGACUUGAACAGUGCCUUCAUCUGGGUCCUAUCGGAGGCUCCGGGUCACCGACUGUCGACGGCGUGGACCGCUUGGCCGGUUGGCCGUGUCUGGAUGAUAAACAAACUCCUAUCGUUUUUCCGUCCGGGGAAUUUUUGGGGGGUGGUGGAGCACUGGAGCUAAGAGUGGGCAAGGAUCAGGUGACGAUCAACGUACGAGAUGAGUUUCUUCUCCUCCUCCCUCACGUUAACAACCGUCAGGUACUUCCCCGGCGGCCCCAAUUUCCGGCCGCCGCCGCCGCCGGCCGCCACGGCGGAGACAAGGAGCUUGUAUUUCACGCCGUUCACCACUUGCAUCUGGCCGUUCACGACUGCCGCGAACAACAGCUUGGUCGCGUUGGGCUGACGGUUUUGCUCCGCCACCGCGAAUUUCGCGACCUCCACCACCUUCGCCUCGUUCGGGUCCUUGAUCAGCUGCCAGCCGCCGGGAAUUUUUUCGCCACCCUGCGCGGUGGCGGCGGCGGCCAAAAUUGCGAUGACGGCGACUGCAAGGGAGAGAGUGACCAGAUUAUGGUUUGUUUUCGUGAAGUAUAA